Molecule: messenger RNA, 2514 nt
Organism: Ectocarpus sp. CCAP 1310/34
Lineage: Eukaryota; Phaeophyceae; Ectocarpales; Ectocarpaceae
Source: the annotation of a GenBank genome assembly
AUGGAUGAAUUGAAUGAGAGUCUGGGGCGAAACGCGAAGGAGCGUAUGACCGACGUCACUCUCGACUAUUUCCGACGCGAGCUCAAGAAACCAGACAUUGGACUAGGGUCCACGGUUUUUCCAGAACCCAACGAAAGCGAUAAGGAUGUAUUCAAUGCGCAGAUUUUGUUUAAUAAAUUGGCUGUCAAAGUUUUUCUUUCCCAUAAUUGGAAGUCGUUUGCAACAAUUUCUCCGGAUAUAAUACCACCCGAUUUUAUUGAAGUCAUCGCCGACGCCCAUGUCAUGCACACAAUCAAGUACCCGAUAUACAAAGAUCAAUCGGAAAGGGUUCACCUUGUCGAAACGACACAGGAAUUUAUCGAUCUCACAUGGCAACUCAUUGUGAAAGUGUGUUUGCCUCGGUUUGAAACUAGUGUACAUGUGUCUCCCGAUGAUCUCUCCUCUGCCAGCGUAAGAAAAUGGCUUUCAUCGGCACCCUUUCUGCAACAAUUGGCUGCACCAGGAACCAACGAUAUUGAGUAUUUCUUGGAUCCGGGCAGUCGCACAAAUCAAGAGUUGUUCGAGGUAGGGAAAAAUCUAGAGGCUCGGUACCCACGCAUGUCGAUCAAAAUGCACACUGGUAAGCCAGAGGUAAGAGAGUUUGACGACGGUAGACGUGAUUUAGCUAUGCUCGCCACACUUGGCAAGGAUGUUUCGUGGGCGACGACAUGGGAUAUAGUAUCCAGCAUACUGAAGGCUAACGGUAUUUUCAUAUACGCGGAGAUAUACCAUGAUUCGUCCACCCCGUUUCGGUUUCAGUACGCAUUGAAGGACGGCGUGGAAUUGGAAUAUACCCCGGAAGACAUUGAGAAGAUAAAUGAAUUUAUGAGUGUGGUUCUUGAAGACGUGAGAUCAAACAAAAACCUGGACUCAUUGGUUGGGCUAGUGCGUGAUGCUACCUUUAGCACUACCGCAGUGAUUUACACUGUAAAAGACUACACCUCAAGAGUAGAAAUCGACAACAUAGAAUUUAUUCUUGGGCGGGAGUCGGGAAAUAAAGUUGCCAUGGUACUCAGCCCGGAUUUGCUCAUUGAAAAAGCCAGUAGAGGACACCUCCAUUUUGUCGGUGAUGACUCGAUUGAUGUCUCGUACCUGGGUGAUGCACCGGCCUCUGUUGUGGAGACGCAUGAAAACGUGCAGCGGGAAACGGAAGACCUUGCGAACCUCGGCAAAGUUGUCGAUUUCAAGGAAUCACCCGAAUCGGUUAUUCAGAAGAAUGGCGUCGAUUUGUGUCACGUUGUAUUCGGGAACUCUGAUAAUUUAUUCCACCGUAAAAAUGUCACAAUAGCGGUUUUUGAAUCCCUAGCCACGACGAAGGGUAGUGGUUUGUUCGGUCGAAUAAGCGAUCUGUUCGCCGACCUGAUCAAUCACAGGGAACGCCUCGCCAGCGAGAAGGGUCAGAGCGCGCUGGACACUUUGUUGAAACAAUUGGAUACACUCCAUGGCAUACGACGGGAAUACACUGUAUGUUCCAGUGAAGAAGGCACUUGUCUGGCAACAGACACCAUCCAUACCACUACUCUACUCGCAAACACAGCUCUCGCACAUCUACACGAUCUGGCGACACCCAAACUAGCAUCUUCAAUCGAUGAAGUUGCAGGGGACAACGUAGAUGGGUGGAAAGCGUUCGAACAGGCUCGAGAUUCGAACGAUAGAAAUCGGAAUAAAAUGGCGAGGGCUGCUGUCACGUGUGCUGCAUUGAUAGUGGAGAACGGAACCUAUCCUGACAUUUUUCAUGCUUAUCAUGCGAGAAAGGCGCAGCAUGGUAGCUCCGAUCGGUUUCCUCUUGGGAUUGGGAGCUUUAUUUGGAAGUUCUUUAUGGAUGUUGGUGACUCGAUUAAAAGCUUCGCGGAUCGGAAAAGUUACUUUGAGAACUUUUCAAGGGUAAUUUUAAAGGAUCACGUUGAAGACGUGCAUGGUAUGCGAGUCGCAGACACCAUAAGGUUCGCCCACGAUGUCUCGCUUUGUAUGGAAGUUCAAGGUGGGAGAAGCAUCAUGGGCGCUGUACGGGGAGAGCGUUUCUUUUACAGACACGAGCAUGUUGUUAGUUGGCACCUCCUCAUGUACGCUGUGAUCUGUCUGAUCUGUAGAAUUAUAUUCAACUUCAUACCAGGACAUUACAACGGUACACAGAAAAAAUCCGUGGCGAACAUGUUACAUCUCCUUGUGGGUAUUUCGGGACUCACUAUGGUUCUGCCGUUGGAAGCCGUCCACUUGGUCGUAUGGGUUGGUGUCACAUAUGCUACAGAAUCCUUUUAUGGGGCUCUUUUAGCAAGUUCUGAAUUUCCCAAAAAGGUCGCGAGUUGGAUCAUGCGCCCAUUUAGUGGAAAAGAGAGCAAUGAAUAUGUGCCAUUGCCGGAUGACAUACGAUCCGCGAGAAAUGCUGCACGUACCACGGGGCACCCUGUCGAAAAUAAUUGGAAAAGUCGACCUGCGAGAAGAAGAAAUCCUAUUUCUAGAUUGGGUUCAACUUAG